Molecule: messenger RNA, 891 nt
Organism: Parnassius mnemosyne (clouded apollo)
Lineage: Eukaryota; Metazoa; Arthropoda; Insecta; Lepidoptera; Papilionidae
Source: the annotation of a GenBank genome assembly
AUGAGUUUGCGUGAAGAAGAAAGGCAGAAAAACGGCUGUUCUAGUCGCGGGCUCGGCUUGGCAGCAGCUGCAAUUGGCGUCGGCGUUGGAGCAGCUUUGUACUACUUCUUUAGCAAGAGCCCCGAAAAUCCGCACAGCGAAGGGUCCACGGCUUCCGGAUGGCAAACUGAGACCUUAAAUUGUACCAAUUGUGACCAAACACAACGCAACAUGGAUGUGGAUUCAGAUGAUUAUACUACAAUAUCUGAAGAUGUCACCUCUGAUACCAGUAUAGUGUCAAGCGCGGAUGAAGAUUUUAACUGCUCAUAUAGUAGUAGAGAUACAUUCAACGAGACCAUUGUUACAGUUGAUAGCUCUGAAUCAAAUAAUUCAUUAUCUGAGCAAUAUGUAACAGAUACUGAUUACAGUGACAGUGAUAUGGACGAUCACAGUGAUACUAGCUUAGAACAACAUUCUGGGUCUGAUAACUCAACAUACAAUAGUAACUUUAGUGAGAGGUCCGCCAUCAACCAAAGAAGUGCGAAUAAUUCUUACGAAACAGGAUAUGUGAUGUUGACACUGAGAACUACAAUGAAUUCAAGUUCAUCUAGCUCAAAUUCAGACGAAAUUCAGGCUGAUGAAUGGGUAGUGGUAGAUGAAGGUCUUUCCGAGUAUACCAGAGGAUCUAGGUCACCUAUACACAGAAUUGGAGAGGAACAGGCUAUCCAAAGAGAUCAAGCAUUUCGCGAGCGUUCGUGGACCCUAGAGGAGUGCUCGAUAUGUUUCGAGGUGAUGCUACGCGACCAGGAGCUGAUGACGUUGCCGUGCACUCAUCACUUCCACCAGGCGUGCAUCCUGCCCUGGCUCCAGGAGCAGGGGACUUGCCCCAACUGCCGGAAGCGCGCCGAAUGA